Molecule: messenger RNA, 2386 nt
Organism: Cyclopterus lumpus (lumpfish)
Lineage: Eukaryota; Metazoa; Chordata; Actinopteri; Perciformes; Cyclopteridae
Gene: wdr21
Product: WD repeat domain 21
Exons: 13
Coding region: 358-1953 (531 amino acids)
Cellular component (GO): Cul4-RING E3 ubiquitin ligase complex
Molecular function (GO): protein binding
Source: RefSeq, a predicted model, not a curated record
CCAGCCAAUGAAUGACGUUUGGAGGCGGGACAACAUGGCAGGAACUCAGCUCUUAGCUCAUGAGGUUGUAAAAAAGAAACAACUGUAAAGAAAAAGAAAAAAAACAGUUUGAUACGAAAAUAAAGCCCGUUUGUAUUGAACAGAAAGAGUGUUUAUUAAUACAUUAAAGCUGUCUUGAUGUUUAAAGGGCGGCAUUGCAAUAAAAGUGUCGAGGGAGAUGUGUAGUAGGCAUUAGCUCAAACGCGCUAACGACUUGCUAACUUAGCGAACAAGUCAACAUGCUGCCGCACAAAAAGCGUUAAAAAGUGAACGAAGGUAACGUGGCGCGAGGGACCCCCCCUUUACGAGAGGACGGGGAUGAAGAAGUGGAACUGGCGAGAGGGACAGCGACCGCACAGGCGACGAGGCGCCGGUCAACGCCGCGGAUGGCACCGAGGCAACCGGCAAUGGUCAACUCAGGACGAACAAGGCUCUGGACGUAAUAACGCGUGGCCACCAUUAAGAGCACCGCAGAGGAGAUCUGAAAACCAGUCCGCCUCUUCGUCUUCAUCUUCAUCUUCAUCUUCAUCCUCCUCGUCUUCCUCCCAGGCCAGCAGUGCAGCGCCAGAGCUGCCCGGUUUCUACUUUGACCCGGAGAAAAACCGUUACUUCCGCCUGUUGCCCGGACACAACAACUGUAACCCGCUGACCAAAGAGCAGUUGCGGGAGAAGGAAAGAGAGAAAGAGAGGAACAAGAUGCUCGCAGAGGAUGAAAAGCCAAGAAAAAAAGCACCGCGAACAGGACUGAACACUUUGCUACUGCUGCAGAAAAGACACCUCGGCAUGUUACCUGAGAACUCCUAUUGCAGGCUGGUCCACGAGGUGAAGGUCAGCGGGAUGAGACGCCACAAGCUGGAGAUCCAGAGCACGGACAACAGCAACCCCAACACUGACAACUUUAGACUCAUAGUGGGGGACUCUGCAUGCGAGCGAGUGUUCACCGUCAAUGACGUCUCACACGGAGGCUGCAAGUACGGCAUCAUGAACUUCAGCAGCAGCAGCCGGGGAUCUUUGUCUGUGGAAAUGUGCGACAACCUCUACUUCACAAACCGCAAGGUGAAUUCCAUCUGCUGGGCCUCGGUCAACUACCCAGACUCCCACGUCCUGCUGUGUCUGGUUGGAGCAGCAGACACCCCCGGCUGCGUCAGUUUACUUCCUGCUUCCCUCUUCAGCAACUCCAACCCAGACCAGCCCGGGAUGCUGUGUAGCUUUAAGAUAUCCUCCGCCUGGUCUUGUGCUUGGUGCCUCAACCCACAGUUUGACAAGACCUUCAGCACUGGCCUGUCCCGUAGGGUGAUAGUGAAAGAUGCAGAGACGGGUCGAACGCAGACGUACAGCACCAGCAGCGACGUCUUGGCUCAGCAGUUCGCCCUCCGGGUCCCCGUGCUGUUUAACGGCUGCCGAUCGGGAGAGAUCUUCAGCAUUGACCUGCGGCAGCGUGGCCGCAGGGACCAAAGCUGGAAGGUGAGUCGCUUCCAUCAAGAGUCGGCCAUCACCUCCGUGCGCGUCCUCCAGGAUGAGAACUACCUGCUUGCCGCUGACAUGCUGGGCCAGAUUAAGCUGUGGGAUGUGCGAGUGACAAAGCCAGUACAGGAGUACAAAGGGCACCACAAUGAGCAUGCCUACCUUCCCAUCCAAGUCAAUGAGCCCGAGGGGCUUCUGUUGGCAGUCGGUCAGGAUUGCUACACGAGAUUAUGGAGUCUAAAAGAUGGCCAACUACUGAGGACUAUCCCAUCCCCCCAUCCGGCCGCGAACGACCUGAUCCCCAGCGUGGUCUUCUCCUCCAAGCUGGGCGGCUGCAGGGGGCUGCCGGGCCUGCUCAUGGCCGUCAAGCACGACCUUUACUACUUCCCGUACAACACCGACUACCAGGAAGGAGGAGAGCAGCCGGGCCGGCCUUUAGGAAAAGACUGAGAAUUAUUCCUCAUCUCACUUAUCAUUUCCUAAAACACCCGUGUUUUUGUUUGCCAAAUUUAUGGAUGGAGUUAUAUUUCAUAUAGGUAUUUUAUAAUUGAAAGGGUUUGGCCGGUAUGUUGUUAAUUUCCACAAAGGCCGCGCUGAACUUUGACCUCAGAAGAGUAACAUUGAAGUCUCAGGGGAAUGUUGUUCUUUGACUUGUUCCACUUGUUUGUGCCAAAAGGAAAUCGAAGUGCCACAUACUCGAGUGCACGCAAGUACUGGAGUUAAGAUUUCUCUAAUCUUUACGCAAAAAGUGCUCUUACUUACGACAUGAUUGACUUUGAUUUUUAAAGUGAUUUAGGAUGUCUCUGAUCUGAAAAGUGAUAAUACUGUAAAUCAACACAUUUUCUAAUUGCUGUUCAAUGAAAAAAAAUGUUAAAGCAGUAAA